Molecule: messenger RNA, 1804 nt
Organism: Pseudomyrmex gracilis
Lineage: Eukaryota; Metazoa; Arthropoda; Insecta; Hymenoptera; Formicidae
Gene: RagC-D
Product: ras-related GTP-binding protein C
Exons: 7
Coding region: 229-1428 (399 amino acids)
Biological process (GO): regulation of autophagy; cellular response to starvation; positive regulation of TOR signaling
Cellular component (GO): nucleus; Gtr1-Gtr2 GTPase complex; lysosome
Molecular function (GO): GTPase activity; GTP binding
Source: RefSeq, a predicted model, not a curated record
UCAAAAGAGCACACUGUAUAUAUGCGACUAUCUCAUCACACUCCCUUUCCUCGUACCAUAAACAAAGAUAUUAUAUUCGACGUGUAGCCUAUGCAACUUUCCAUUAUGUGCGAUCGCGACUAGAGGAAUAUUAUUGUAGGAAAAAAACAACAACAACUUUUCUUAAGUUCAUAACUGUACAGAAGAACUGUCAGAAUCUCGUCACAAAAAUUAUUUAACCUAACAAACAUGGAUGAUGAUGAACAUUAUCAAAGUGGUUAUGAUGAUCAUUAUCAAAGUGGUUCUUUCCCAAAAGAUUUUGGUUAUGCACCAUUUGAUGGAGAAACGGAAGGAUCUAUGGAUCCAUUAGCUGGAGAACAGAAGCCUAGAAUACUUCUAAUGGGUCUUAGACGCAGUGGCAAAUCUUCAAUACAGAAAGUGGUUUUCCAUAAGAUGUCACCAAACGAGACUCUAUUUUUAGAAAGUACAAACAAAAUAAUUAAAGAUGACAUUAGUAACUCGAGCUUUGUGCAAUUUCAAAUAUGGGACUUUCCUGGUCAAAUUGAUUUCUUUGACCCCACUUUUGACAGUGAUAUGAUAUUUGGUGGUUGUGGAGCAUUGGUUUUUGUGAUAGAUGCGCAGGAUGAUUACAUGGAAGCGCUUAAUAAGCUUCAUGUAACAGUUACGAAAGCUUAUAAAGUUAAUCAGGCAAUUAAAUUUGAAGUUUUUAUUCAUAAGGUGGAUGGACUGUCGGAUGACUGUAAAAUGGAAACACAGAGAGAUAUACAUACAAGAGCCAAUGAUGACUUAGCUGACUCUGGAUGUGAUCAAAUACACUUGAGUUUUCAUUUGACCUCAAUAUAUGAUCACAGUAUAUUCGAAGCAUUUAGUAAAGUGGUACAGAAGCUGAUACCACAGUUGCCUACUUUAGAAAAUUUACUCAAUAUACUCAUAUCGAACUCCGGGAUUGAGAAAGCAUUUUUAUUCGAUGUUGUCUCAAAAAUCUAUAUUGCGACUGACAGCUCGCCUGUCGAUAUGCAGAGUUAUGAACUAUGUUGUGAUAUGAUCGAUGUUGUUAUUGAUGUUUCCUGCAUAUAUGGAUUGAGAGAAGAUUUGGAAGCUGCCGCGUUCGACAACCAAAGUUCCAGUUUAAUCAAAUUAAAUAAUGGCACAAUCUUGUAUUUGCGUGAAGUGAACAAGUUUUUAGCAUUGGUCUGCAUCUUACGAGAGGAUAACUUCGAUAGACAAGGAGUGAUUGACUAUAACUUUCUUUGUUUUCGCAAGGCAAUACAGCAAGUAUUUGAAGUAAGAAACAAAGCAUUAGCCGCGACAAGUGCGAACAAUCAUUCAUCAUCUCCCGUUAGCACAAAUGAAACACCGAACAACGCGACAGUCUCGCAGAGUGGAACUAUUGGACAAAACGGUACCGUCGUAAUUGCGCAGAGUUAAUUCUUACAGUUAUAUAUAGUAUGUGUCAUAAUUAUAAUACAAGAUUUAUUCUUAAUUGUACUAUUACUUGAAAUUUCUUAUUAUUAUUUGAAAUUUCUUUUUUUUUUUUUUUAUCUAUAAAUAUGUUUCUCCGAUACACACAUUUACACUAUUACUUUUUUGUAAUAUAUAUUAUUAAAUGCGCGAAAAAAAAAUAUUUUUCAUACCAAGAAUAGUAAUUUAAUAAGUUAUCGUAACGUGUUACGUGUGGCGACGCAUUACGCAAAAUUGUAACUCUAUAUUUUUAUCGAAUCUUAAAUUGCUCAUGUAAUGAAAAGUUUUAUAAUUAAUACUUUUUGUUAAAUAGAAAAUGUAAAUAUACUGUAUGUUACACCAA